Messenger RNA from Heterobilharzia americana, 1199 nucleotides. The record is from the annotation of a GenBank genome assembly. Lineage: Eukaryota; Metazoa; Platyhelminthes; Trematoda; Strigeidida; Schistosomatidae.
AUUUGAGCAUAUAUUAAUCAAAGAAUGCCCGUAGAACUGUUCGCAGGUUUCUUUUGGAAUUAAAAUUUUCAGAACAUUUCAGUUUACCGAUCGGUUACACGACUAUUUCGAAAUUGUAGUAUAAACACAUGUUUAUUAUCUCAGUUGAAUUAGGAAAUGUGUUGAGCUUCGCUGACUUGCCGAGGGGUUUUAAUUUCUCCACAGUACUGUUGGAGAGUAUAUUAAGCUGGAAUAACAGUGUGUUCUAGAUGAGUGUUCCAAACGAUAUUGCAUUGUAUGAUUUGUCGGUCAAAGCAGGUGUUUCUAUGGACAACAAAGUUUUCAGGAAGAUAUACGAGCUGAUUUCCCUUGGUUGUAGUCCAGAUGUCAUUUUUUCUAUGCUGAAAUACCUUGCAUCAGUUCAUUUAAACGUUUCCAGUGAUCCAGUUGAUUAUAAUUCUACCUAUACGCCGACCAUCGACAGAAGUAAUGAAUAUCAAUAUCAUCAGAUGAGUGCAUUAAAAUGUAAUGAUAACACAUUGGUAUCAAGUCGGAAUUUAGAAUCACAACAAACUAUUCUCACCAAUUCCAGUGAUUGCGAUCUGCCUUUUAAUCAACAAAACUGUGAAACAUUUACCAUUUUAUCAAACAAAUCAAGAGGCCUACCACCAUAUACAUCAAAUUAUAACCCACAAUAGCCUUGGAUGAAACUAAUAUUUCACUUGCCGUGUAGUCUUUUAUACUUCACGCAUUGUGUAUAUACAUAAGUGAUAGAAUGCGUUUUUGAAGAAAGAUGCUUUCAUAUCACAUUUGAAACGUUUACUGUCGUUUAUUUCACCACAGCUUCAUAUAUUCUAAUUUAAAGAUGGCAACAUAUAUAUUAUUACAAAAAAAAUAGGAUUCUUUUUCAGUAUAAUGUUGUAAAUUGUAUCAUUACCUUGAAUGAAGAGAGAAGCUGUUUAUUCAUACUUUAUCCUUCCUCAUAUUUUUGUUUUUUGGUUGAAGAAAAUACAUUUAAGCAAAUAAUAAGUGAUUCAAAGGUAUCUGUUGAGCAUUUCACGUUGAUAUGCCUUUUCUCUUUUGAUUUGUGUUGUUUCACGUCGUUAGAGAAACAUGAAAUGAAUUUCCUGAUUGAUUUUUACUAGUAGUGUUGUCAUUUGCCCUUGUAUCAAGAUGAUAUUCGUUUUCUAAAUAAAUAUAAAAUGCAUUGGUGUGAUUAA